This is a messenger RNA of Owenia fusiformis, 707 nucleotides long. The record is from the annotation of a GenBank genome assembly. Lineage: Eukaryota; Metazoa; Annelida; Polychaeta; Sabellida; Oweniidae.
AUGGACACAGUGGCCAUCACGGAUAUUCUGGCCAUCAUGGACACUCUGGCCAUCGUGGACACUCUGGGCAUCAUGGUCACUCUGCCCAUCAUGGACACUCUGGCCAUCAUGGACACUCUGCCCAUCAUGGACAUCAUGCCGUUUCCCACCAUGACGAUCAUUAUCAUGAUGAUGAGAACCGUGACGGAGUCCCCGAUUCUCUUGACUUGAACCGUGAUGGCAAGAUUGACCACCAUCACGGUCACGGACAUCAUGGACACUCUGGACAUCAUGAUCACCAUGGACACGCUGGCCAUCAUGGUCACCAUGGACACAAUGCCCAUCAUGGUCACCAUGGACACUCUGGCAAUCAUGGUAGCCAUGGACACUCUGCCCAUCAUGGACACUCUGCGCAUCAUGGACACGACGGCCACACUCCUUUCGGAGACGGAUACCCCUACCACAACGUUGGACCCAAUGGUGCCGUUAUUAAUUCUCCAUCCGGUCUGAUUGUUGGUGACAACGGUGCUUACAUCGAUGCUCAGCACGGACUUGUUGUUGGACCGAGUGGCGAGAUUGCUCCCCACCACCACCAUUUCGGUCAUCAUGGUCAUCAUUAGUCUUAAAAACGUAAGUUUGAUUAGCUAACUGCAUGCAAGGCAACUGCUCCAUCCAUUUUAUGCCGUUAGGUAAGUGCACCUGAAUUUUACUGUAAAUAGAUAGACAGG